Messenger RNA from Exophiala xenobiotica, 2123 nucleotides. RefSeq lists its product as hypothetical. The coding region runs from base 82 to 1719 and encodes 545 amino acids. The record is from RefSeq and is a predicted model, not a curated record. Gene Ontology annotation, molecular function: heme binding; oxidoreductase activity, acting on paired donors, with incorporation or reduction of molecular oxygen; monooxygenase activity. The transcript is spliced from 6 exons. NCBI's taxonomy places the organism in Eukaryota, Fungi, Ascomycota, Eurotiomycetes, Chaetothyriales, Herpotrichiellaceae.
GCAGUGAAAGCCUUAUCUUGUAGACGCUACCAGACACAGCAUCAAGUCCAGAUCACGAACAGCAGCUGAUUUCUACCGCCCAUGAGACAUGUACGAUCUCUUCCACACCACAGAUCGACGACGUCUUCAGGAAGUGCAUUGAUCGACCGCUCAUACAUAUAUGGCCAAUUCCCUGCAGUAGCCUUUCAGUCGAAUACAAGUACAGGGCCCGCUACCGAGCUCGAGAGCACCAUCAACUGGAGCCUGACUUCAACAAUGUUCCAACCAAUGUCGACGCCAGAAGCAUGGAGCACCGCUUCUCGAGCGGUGCUGUAUGUCUUGACUCUCAGUGCAAUAACCUUUGCAGCAUACUAUAUCAUCCCAUAUGUAUCCAACAAGGGCAAGAUGAAUGACAUUCCUGGGCCAUUAGUAGCCAAAUUCUCCAACCUCUGGAGUCUUUACUGGGCGAGACAGCAUCAGCUAUCGUGGGUCACGCAUGACCUUCACAACAAAUACGGAGAUUUCGUGAGACUGGCACCAGAUCAUGUCAGCAUCUCCCAUCCGGACAGCAUCAGGGAUGUCAUGGGCCACGGCAACGGUUUCACAAAAUCAGAGUUCUACUAUGCCUUUGACAACAUCCAGUCCGGCAUCUUCACGACCCGGGACCGAGCCGCACACAGCCGGAAGCGGAAAUACGUCUCGCACAUGUUCAGCCCCAAGGCCAUGGUGGGCUUCGAACCAUACAUGACCAGUGCCAUCGGAACGUUUGCCCAGCAGAUGAACUCUUUGAUUGACACAGGCCGCGCUGGUCGCUACACUGCUUUGGGGGCAGUCGAUCCGGAGAUCAGAGCGCGUCAAGGCAAAGGCGAAGCUGCUAUCGACGUUGCUCAAUGGUCAGCUUUCCUUGCAUUCGAUAUCAUCGGUGAUUUGGCUUUCGGAGAACCAUUUGGUUUCACUGCCCUCGGGCAGGACACCAACGGCGGUAUCAAGAAGCUUCGCGAUCGAGGGGAAUGGUGCGCUACGAUCGGCCAGAUGCCUUGGAUAAAAACAUGGACACCAUACUUCUUCUUCGACAGCUUCUUCACCAAAGGCCUGCAAGCGACCAAGGACCUGGCAGCCAUCGGAAUUGCGAAGGUCGAAAAGCGCAAGCUUGCCUCCCGCGACUCCUCUCGCCGCGAUAUCCUCUACUACCUCCUCUCCGCCAGGGACCCGGACACCGGCGGCGACCUGCCCGACCUCGAAAUCAAAGCUGAAGCGCUCACCCAGCUUAUCGCCGGCUCCGACACCACAGGAAACACCAUCACGCACAUGGUUGAUAUGCUGUGCCGUAAUCCUGCCGCGCUGAAAACCCUCCAACAAGAGCUCGACGCCGCGUAUCCCGACCCGGUCGAGCCUGGCUUCGUGGCCAUGUUCGAAGAUUGCAAAGACCUACCCUUUACCCAGGGCGUGAUCAACGAGACCUUGCGCCUCAGGACGACUGUGUCCGUCGGCCUACCCCGCGUCGUGCCCAAGGGCGGCGCCAUGGUGUGCGGACGCUUCUUUGAGGCUGGCACGGUCCUGUCGACGCCGACAUACACGACACACAGGGACACGCGUGUCUGGGGACCGGACGCGUUGGAAUUCAAGCCUGAAAGGUGGACUCGGCAGGGCAGUGGCGAGUUGGAGAAAGCUUUUCUGGGCUUCUCGUAUGGGCCCAGGGCAUGUAUUGGGCGGAAUGUGAGUUUUCUGGCCCCUCCCUGACCUUCGACCUUCCUGCUUCGCGUAAGAGCGGAUGUCAAGUUCUUCGAGGUGAGUAAGUUUCGCUAACAAGUGUGGCACGUCCAGGUUGCUUAUAUGGAACUCAAAAAGACGGUGGCCACUUUGUUCCGGCUUUUCGAGUACAGGCUCGUCUACCCGGAGAAGGACUCGCAUAUACGCGAAGGUUUCCAUUUGAAGUGUCAAGAAUUGCCUGCCUUUGUGAAGAGGAGGGCAUGAGUGCGGCGGCGACAAUGGGCAGGUGGUCAAAGACUUACGAUCCUAGGAAUGCAGGACAUGACGAGAAAUUGAUAAAGGAACCUACAGUCCAUUAUGAAUCGGAAUGCACUAGUUUCAGCUCGGUAUCACGGCUUUCUAACACAUCCCUGGCUGCGAACUGGGAACUGCGG